AUGGACAAGAAUGAAAUAUUUCUUCCUCCGUCAAACGGCGACCAGAAUUACCAAGACACUCUAGAGCAACUGGACCAAUUUGCUGGCGACGAUACCGAUGGAAUAGCCAAUAAGGCUAAAACCAUGUUCAGUGCGUUCACGGAUAGAGUGCAAGAGGGGUACAACUCAGCAUACAAUGCCCUUCCGUUGCAUAAUCAGGAUCUCGAUGCACAGCAGGAGCCAUCCUGGUUUAAGCUUUCGAGAUUCGAACGCCUCGUGUGUUUUUUCUGUUUUAUUGCCGGCUCGAUAGUGUGUUUUGGUCUGGGAAUACUACUAUUCCCUGUUUUGACAUUAAAACCUCGCAAAUUUGCCAUGUUGUGGACUUUGGGCUCGAUCCUGUUUGUGCUAAGCUUUGGAUGUUUACAAGGACCUGUGGAUUAUUGUAAGCAUCUUGUAUCCAAGGAAAGACUGCCUUUUACAGUGGUGUUUUUUGGCAGCGUUUUGAGCACGUUGUACUGCGCAGCGAUCUUAAAGUCGACGAUUCUCACUCUCAUCACGGGAAUCAUUGAGAUAUUUGCUGUUCUCUACUACACAUUGAGUUACUUCCCCUUCGGUGCACAAGGAUUCCAAAUGGUGGCCACAAUGGGACUUCGACAGUUUAGUAGUGUUUUCGGGUUUUAGGUGUAUAUUACGGAGUAGAUGUUCAAUUAAUAUUUAGCGAUUUAUUUAUUAAUUAUCAUAGCCUACAUACAA
This is a messenger RNA of Ogataea polymorpha, 732 nucleotides long. RefSeq lists its product as uncharacterized. The record is from RefSeq and is a predicted model, not a curated record. Gene Ontology annotation, biological process: vesicle-mediated transport. The coding region runs from base 1 to 660 and encodes 219 amino acids. NCBI's taxonomy places the organism in Eukaryota, Fungi, Ascomycota, Pichiomycetes, Pichiales, Pichiaceae. The transcript is spliced from 2 exons. Gene Ontology annotation, cellular component: membrane.